AUGGCUUCCUCGCAUUACCAUUACGACGACCUGUCGAGUGAAACUGCAGCAUUUCGCCUAUUCAGAAUCCAAAAGUCGCAGCCUUGCCCCACCGGGACUUUCAGCAAAGUCGAAAUCUGCCUCUUUGAGGCGACCUUCGAUGGCCAUCCAGAAUAUGAAGCAGUCUCCUAUGCUUGGGGUCGAGAUCCUGCAAGCUCAACGAUUAUGUGCAAUGACAAAAACCUCGAUGUUACUCCAAAUGUAGAAGCAAUCCUUCACAUGUUAUCAUCCCAGGCGAACUCGACAGGAGCCUAUUGGAUUGAUUCUAUAUGUAUCAACCAGUCAAGUGUGUCCGAGAAGAAUACACAAGUACCGAGGAUGAGCUCAAUCUACAGCAAAGCCAGACUGGUGCGGAUUUGGCUCGGCGAAGCAUCUCACGAGGUGGAAACUGCCUUGGGCUUUUUGAAGAAGGUAGCUACUAAUUCAGCAUCUAUCCGUAGUUUUUCAGAAUCGGAGUCGUUAUUGAACGAAGUUCGCGAUACUCGCCAGUACUAUGACGCAGUUGACACCAACUUCAUUAUCGAUCUCCUUAAUCUGCCUUGGUUCCAUCGAGUAUGGCCGAUACAGGAACUGGUAUUAUCACAGAGCGCUGUUUUAAUCUUUGGUUCCAUUUAUUUGCCAUGGUUCUCUUUUGUCCACGCGCUUUCGACAGUUCAAGUCUACGAACACCUCCACGAUCGGUCAAGAUCAAAUCCCGCAUCUUACUAUGACGACACCGAAUGCUAUCGCGCUACUGCUAGCUUGGUACGCACUCCAAACGGUAAAAUUUCUCUCUCUGAGAUUUUUAGGGUUACAAGACCAAAACUCUCAACAGUCCCGGAAGACAAGGUUUAUGGUCUCUACGGGAUGUUUGACUACAUGCAAAUUCAGGGACUGCCCAGGGUCAGCUACGGUCGCGCCGUACAUACUAUAUAUACCGAGGUAACAGGUGCUGUGAUCGAGUCUGAGCGGUCUUUGGACAUAUUGUAUCAAGUGUGCUUGCCAAAUCUGGUAAACUAUCUACCCUCGUGGGUCCCGGAUUACAGCAACACGUCUUAUUUUCGGCCCAUUCUUAUUGGAGACUCUUGUGCCUCGGGGACAUCACAGCCGUGGUUUUCUUUCAACGGACUGCACUUGUCGGUUAGAGCAAUCGUGGUGGACGAGGUAGACGAAGUCGCUCAAUCUACGUCCAUUGCUAUGCCAAGUUUCAGGCGCGGAUAUAAAGCUAGACAAGACACAAUUGAGUCUGAACAUCGACGCACUGGUGUGUUAAAUCUUGUCCGCACCUUGCAGGCGUGGGUCAGGCUUCGCAGGAAAAGUCGCGAUCUCAUGACUAACAUUCUAGCACGGGAAGCAUUCCAUAGCAUCAUCGUGCAAAACACUGAGCUCCAUAAAAUACUUCCGUACUAUACUCCGGUACUUCUGGACAACGCACUUGAGGACUGGAUGUACAUAAUCACUGCGAAUUUCUCGGACGACCCUACUGUGCUUCGGAACCUCCUCGGGACUGUUCGAGACACUCCCGAAUAUCAUGCAACGUUGCAGGAUUAUGCGCACCUCUUUGGCUACGGCACUGACCCGGAAUUAUGGCCCGAUGAAUUGAAGAUUCGCUUCGUCUUGCGCUUAUACAAACCAGAAGUGGCAAUGCUUCAGCACGAGAUCUUCUUGAACUCAUACCAUAAGACCUUCAUAACAACGAGAGAUGGCUGCAUGGGAACGUGUCCGCGAUGGGUAAAUUCAGGUGACAUGGUCGCUCUCAUACAAGGGCUGAAAGUUCCAUUCAUUGUGCGCAAGGCUGGCGAACACUAUAGCCUCAUUGGCCCUGCUUACAUAGAAGGGAUGAUGUACGGCAAACGAUGGAACGCGGACGCGUCAACGAUCAUAAAGCUUGUUUGA
This is a messenger RNA of Parastagonospora nodorum SN15, 1914 nucleotides long. RefSeq lists its product as hypothetical. The transcript is spliced from 2 exons. Lineage: Eukaryota; Fungi; Ascomycota; Dothideomycetes; Pleosporales; Phaeosphaeriaceae. The record is from RefSeq and is a predicted model, not a curated record. Bases 1 to 1914 code for a protein of 637 amino acids.